AUGGACGGGUUCAGCCAGAUGCAGAACCCCCACGAGGCGGAGCAGAACGUGCUGCUCGAGCGCAUCAUCCGCAAUGUCGACAAGUGUAACGAGGCCAUGGUCGAGAUGAACCAGUGCUUGCGGGACUUUCUCGAAUCCGCCGCUGCUGUCGGCACCGCCGCCCAGUUGUUUGAAAACUAUGGCGAGAUCACCGAGAGGUACAUGACCACGACCAAGAUGAUGCCCAAGCCCCAAUGA
Messenger RNA from Apiotrichum porosum, 237 nucleotides. RefSeq lists its product as uncharacterized. The transcript is spliced from 3 exons. NCBI's taxonomy places the organism in Eukaryota, Fungi, Basidiomycota, Tremellomycetes, Trichosporonales, Trichosporonaceae. Gene Ontology annotation, cellular component: DASH complex; mitotic spindle. Gene Ontology annotation, biological process: attachment of spindle microtubules to kinetochore. The record is from RefSeq and is a predicted model, not a curated record. The coding region runs from base 1 to 237 and encodes 78 amino acids.